CCAGAGUAGUCGAGCACAGAUAAGUCGAUCAGACAUCCGGAGGAACCGUCCUUACUUAUGAACUGAAACCAACACACCUGCGCACUGUUCUGAUUCUUUUUUCUUCUUCUCUCAUUUAGACUACAAAUUAACCUAUUUGUUCUUUAUUUAUUUUAAUUGAAUUUAAUUUAAUCAAAAAUUAUUAAAAGUGCUCUUUAGGAUCACAGAUUUUACUUCCUAAAACUCAAAAAUGACUCAGCCAAACCUGACCAAUCAUUCACUCAGGUAGCUGCAGAUAGUUUUAUUAAAAUGUGGCUGAGUUUUAAUUGAGGAAGAUGGCUGUGGCACUUAAACAAAAUGGGCUUCUCCUGAGCUUCUCUGUGGAAAGGUAAGGUGGGAGCGGAAAAAAGGAGCAAAGGUCACGAAGAAGAGGAAGGGAGAGCGAGGAAAAAUGUGGGAUAAUAGCUGAUCCUAUUGACGUCCUGAAGGUCCUGGAGCUGUCAGAGGACAUGGAGGGUGUGUCGUUGGAGUCAGGACUGUGCAUCACCAGGGAAGGACGAGAGGAGACGGACCUGUCCUAUAAGAUUGACAAAAAGAUACAACUGAGCGCGCCCACUAAACAACUCUUCCCUGAUUCCCCGUUCCCUAUGAAUUUCUCUGUGAUGACCACAGUGAGAGCUGUGAAAGGCUCGCAGGCCUUUCUGCUCUCCUUGUACGACUCACAGGGCACACAGCAGCUGGGUGUGGAGGUCGGUCGUUCUCCUGUCUUCCUGUAUGAGGACCAUGAGGGUCAGCCCCCGCCUGAACUCUACCCCACUUUUAGAAAGAUGAACCUGGCUGAUGGCAAGUGGCACCGAGUCGCCUACAGUGUGGAGGGACAGUCUGUGACUUUGUACCUGGACUGCGUCAAACUGGACACUCUGGACCUGCUGAGAGGUUUUGACGCCCAUGUGAGCACCGAGGGAGUUACUGUUUUUGGGACCAGACUGCUGGAUGAAGGCGUGUUUGAGGGUGAAAUCCAGCAGCUGCUGAUUGUUGAGGACCCCGCAGCAGCAGAGACAUACUGCCAGGACUACAUCCCAGACUGUGACAGACCUUUGCCAUACAACACCAUAUUAGCAGAGGCUGAGGAGGUGGAGAGAGCACCCAAGAAACACGUGCAAGAGUUCCAGGAGUUCGACUACAGCGACCUGUAUGAUGAUCUCUCUGUUUCCACCGUGACCACAAGCCCUAAUGUUACUGAGUACGAGAUCAUCGAGUAUGAAGACUACGACAACACGACCGAGUACUACCAUGUGAACGAGUACGAGUAUGAGGAAGAGUACGAUGAGCGCUACGGACCUGCAGAGAGGGAACGGGAGAUCUCUCUGGACACAGAGAAUUUACCUGAGAAAGGAGAGAAAGGAGAGCCGGGCCAGCUGGGAGCGGGAACACAGAUAACAGGACCAUACGGACCUCCAGGACCUGAGGGAGAUCCAGGACCUCCUGGAAUCACAGGGCCUGUAGGACCUCGAGGAGACCCCGGGGAGCUGGGCCCUCCAGGGCGGCAAGGCCUUAGCGGGGCUGAUGGGAUACCAGGACCUCCAGGAAACAUCAUGCUCAUACCGUUCCAGUCAGGUGGCGAUCCAAAAAUGGGUACUGUAGUUUCUGCACAGGAGGCGCAGGCUCAGGCAAUCCUGCAGCAGACCAAGCUGGCUAUGAAGGGACCUCCAGGGCCACUCGGCCUCAGGGGGAGACCUGGACCACUGGGAGCACCAGGUCCGUCUGGGCUGAAGGGAGCCAAUGGAGAUAUGGGGCCCCCGGGUCCUUCAGGUCUGCCCGGUAUCUCAGGGCUGAAUGGACGAAUUGGGAAAAGGGGCCGAGCGGGUACAGACGGGGGCCGCGGUGCAAUCGGAGAGAUGGGAGCAAAGGGGGAUCGAGGCUUUGAUGGCUUACCUGGUCUCCCUGGAAACAAAGGACAUAAAGGGGACAGAGGGAAGCCGGGUCCUUUGGGUUCUUCAGGGGAUCCAGGAGAAAAGGGCGCUGAGGGGCCGUCUGGGCCAAGGGGACAACCAGGUGAUGCUGGUUCCAGAGGUCUCAACGGUCCCAGAGGUCGUCCUGGUCCUCCAGGCCAGACUGGCAUUCGAGGAAUUGAUGGUGUUCAGGGUUCAAAGGGUAACAUAGGAGCUCCCGGAGAGGUUGGAGCACCUGGGCAGCAAGGAAACCCUGGGAUUGUGGGUUUCCCUGGUCCUCAAGGUCUCGUUGGACUGCCAGGAGAGAAAGGGCCUCAAGGGAAAAAAGGGAUGCAGGGUUUACCUGGAAAUGACGGACCUCCAGGUCACCCUGGAAGAGAAGGUACUCCAGGGGAAAAAGGAUUGCCGGGUCCUGUAGGAGUGCAGGGUCCUGUUGGAUACCCUGGACAACGAGGAGUUAAGGGAGCAGAUGGAAUCAGAGGAUUAAAGGGAAGCAAAGGGGAAAAGGGAGAGGACGGUUUCCCAGGAGCCAAAGGGGAAAUGGGAGGAAAGGGGGACGUUGGGGACAACGGAUCUCCGGGUGGCAGAGGGGAAGACGGACCUGAGGGGCCCAAAGGUCAGAUGGGUCCUCUGGGAGAAGGUGGUCCUCUUGGUAUUGCUGGAGAGAAGGGGAAACUGGGAGUUCCUGGGCUGCCUGGAUAUCCAGGACGACAGGGGCCAAAGGGUUCUGAUGGAUUUCCUGGUGGUCUUGGGGCUGCAGGAGAGAAAGGAAAGAAAGGUCCAGCAGGACAAGCAGGAGGCUCAGGCCAGAGGGGUCCAAACGGUGCCCGAGGAGCCAGAGGAGCUCGAGGGCCUACAGGGAAACCAGGAGAAAAGGGCACCUCAGGACAUGAUGGGCCUCCAGGAUCUCCUGGAGACAGGGGACCUUCAGGGCCGCAAGGAAGGAACGGAGAGCCAGGACCUAAAGGAGGAAGCGGUCCUGCAGGGAAAGACGGACUUCCAGGUCACCCAGGUCAGAGAGGAGAGCCGGGAUUCCAAGGAAAGACGGGCCCUCCGGGACCCUCAGGUGUUGUGGGGCCACAGGGUAAAUCUGGUGAACCUGGUCCAACAGGGGACAGAGGUCACCCAGGGGCACCAGGUGUUCCAGGAGAGCACGGUUUACCUGGUACUGCUGGGAAGGAGGGAGGAAAGGGCGAUCCAGGUUUUCAAGGGACAUCUGGGAAGAACGGUCCUGCAGGACUGAAGGGGUUCAGAGGAAGCAGAGGAGCCCCGGGAAUUAUGGGACCUCCUGGUCUCAAAGGAGGAUCAGGACCUAGUGGAACCCCAGGAGCCUUGGGACCGUCUGGUGAAAGGGGCCCUCCUGGACCAGCAGGGGCCAUCGGACAGCCUGGUCGGUCCGGAGCAAUCGGAGGACCUGGACCAAUGGGGGAGAAGGGCGAGCCUGGUGAGAAGGGUCCGAUUGGCCCAGCAGGUCAGGAUGGAGAUCAGGGACCUGUUGGUUUGCCUGGAGCGACGGGGUCUGCAGGACCUCCAGGAGACGACGGGGAUAAGGGAGAGCAGGGAGAACCUGGGCAGAAAGGCAGCAAAGGAGACAAAGGAGAAUCAGGUCCCUCAGGCCCCGCCGGCACUCAGGGGGUGGUUGGUCAGCCAGGACUUCCAGGUGUAGAUGGAUUGGUUGGUCCCAGGGGCCAGCAGGGCAUGUACGGUCCUAAAGGAGAUGAGGGACUCCGCGGCUUUAAGGGCUCCAGAGGACCAAUCGGAUUACAGGGCAUGCCCGGUCUGCCAGGAGAGAAGGGUGAGAGUGGACAUGUGGGACUAAUGGGUCCACCUGGUCAGCAAGGCCCUAAUGGUCCUCAAGGACCUAUUGGGGGACAGGGUCCUAACGGUCGGCCUGGGAUGAUAGGACAGCCUGGUGGUGUUGGAGAGAAGGGGGAGGAUGGUGAGGCAGGUGACCCCGGUCCAGUCGGUGUCCCAGGAAGGCUGGGAGAAAAAGGAGACCACGGGGAGAAGGGAGAUACAGGCCUUUCAGGAGCAGCUGGUCCUCCAGGAGCAAGGGGCCCAGCAGGAGAGGACGGAGCCAAGGGCAACGCUGGUCCUAUUGGUCUUACUGGGGACCUUGGACAGCAGGGAGAAGCUGGGCCCAAUGGUAUCGAUGGCCUUGCUGGGACUAAAGGAGACACAGGAGACCCUGGAAAAUCUGGACCCCCAGGGGCACCAGGAGAACCUGGACCAUCUGGACCUCCUGGGCGAAGGGGACACCUGGGAAAACCAGGGAAGGAAGGAAAGGCAGGUCUGAAAGGAGUGAAGGGUGCUCCUGGUUUGGAGGGACCAAUCGGGAAGACAGGACCUGUAGGUGCACAGGGACACCCAGGGAAGUCGGGCCCUCAAGGUUUGAGAGGGAUCCCUGGACCUGCAGGAGAGCAGGGUUUAAACGGACCACCAGGCCAGACAGGACCCCCAGGCCCUAUGGGUCCACCAGGAUUACCAGGACUGAAGGGAGAUCAUGGAAAGAAGGGGGACAAGGGUCACGGGGGUCUCAUUGGUCUGAUAGGCCCACCGGGAGACAUCGGAGAGAAGGGGGACAGAGGACUGCCAGGAAACCAGGGACUUCCGGGUCCAAAAGGAGAUGAGGGUCCAUUCGGUCCAAACGGUCCCCCCGGCCCUCCUGGUCCCAGUGGUCUGUCUGGUGCCAUCGGUCCAAAGGGCUCUAAAGGAAACUUGGGUCCUAUUGGUCCCAGAGGAGACACUGGGCCUGCAGGACCUCCAGGAGCACCAGGUUUGCCAGCAGCCGGCAUGUCCCCAUUGCCAGAGCGAGGACGCAGGAGGAGAACUCACACCUUGGUGGAUGGUGCUGUCUUUGAAGAGGAGGAGCAGGUGGAUGGAGGAGAGGAGGACUGGAUGCAGAGAGACGAGGCAGGGCAGGACGGGUGGAUGAAGGAGAAAGAGGGCAAAGGCAUGGAGGAAGUGUUUGCGUCUCUGUCCUCUAUGAAAGUGGAGGUGGAGGGUCUGCGAAACCCACUGGGGACGUUCCACAGCCCCGCCCGCACCUGCAAGGAACUGUGGCUCCUCAACCCUGAUCUCCCCAAUGGUGAAUACUGGAUAGAUCCUAACCAGGGUUGCCAUAGAGACUCCUUCAAGGUGUUUUGUAACUUCACUGCUCAGGGAGAGACGUGUCUGUACCCUGACAAGAAGUUCCAGUCGGUGAAAUUAGCAGGCUGGAAGGGUGAAAAAACAGGCUCCUGGUACGGUUCAUUCAGGAAAGGAAAACAGUUUACCUACUCGGGGUCUGAUGGCGUUCCAGCCCAUGUGGUGCAGUUGACCUUCCUGCAGCUUCUGAGUGCCACAGCCAAACAGACCUUCACUUACCACUGCCUGAACUCAGUCGCUUGGCUAAACACUGCCACCUACAGCCACGAACAUGCACUGCGCUUUAGAGGCAGCGAUGGAGAGGAGAUGACACACGAGAACACACAUUACAUCAGUGCGCUAUACGACGGGUGUCAAACACGCUCAGGACAAGAGAGGACAGUGUUGGAAUUUGACGCUCCGCAGUCCAACACGCUCCCCAUCAUCGACGUUUUUGUGCCUGAUUUUGGGAAGGGGAACCAGAAAUUUGGUUUUGAAGUUGGCCCGAUCUGCUACAACGGCUAACAGAUUGGGGAGCCCGGGGCUUAAGACAGGAAUUAUUUAAUAGGAAAAAAAAGAGCCAUGGACACUUUUUACAUGCAGGGAGAAAACUACAUUCAAGACUUACCCGGCGCAAAAUAUUUAUAAGUUGAUUUACCUACAACAGUGUUCCUCUAUCUGAGCAUUCAUCCUUUUAUGCAGACGUUCAUUCACUCCAUAGGUCUUCUUAUUGAUCUCACAUUCUCACAACAUUGCAUUGACUGUCAUCUGUGCCAUUAGCGUCUUUUUGUCACUCCUCUUUGAAGGAGUAAGUGGUGCUCCAACAGUUUCAUUCAUGUCUUUCAUACACGUAUUGAUCUAUGCACUCAAAUCUGAUCUAUUCACUUGUAUACACAAGCCUCCAAUAUAUAUAUAAUGAUCAGUGAAUCAUCUUCAAAAAUCCAGAAACAACACAUUUCAGGCGCAUUCACUCACCAUGUAGUUCUGUGUUAUUAUCAAACCUCAACUUGUUGUGUUUAUUUUUGUUUGUUGUUGUCAUUUUGUUGUUAUUAUUAACUGUAAUGUGAUGUAUAUUGGAGUGUAAUUCACCACGGUGCUAUUAUGUAGCUCCUUACAGGAGUACAUUUCUUUGUAAAAGGGAACUGGGGCAGUGCAUUUUUUAUAUUGUGAAUCUGUUUUAUAUUUUUUCAACAUUUCAAACCAAACUGUCGUACAUGAUCGCCUCAAUGUCUUUCUAUGCAUAGUUUGUGGAGAAGUGACUGAGUAACAUAUUUUAAUAAAAGUACAUAAUGUACAUUUAAGUUAACAUGAUGA
Notolabrus celidotus (New Zealand spotty) is the source of this 6371-nucleotide messenger RNA. RefSeq names its product collagen alpha-1(XI) chain-like. NCBI's taxonomy places the organism in Eukaryota, Metazoa, Chordata, Actinopteri, Labriformes, Labridae. The transcript has 67 exons. Gene Ontology annotation, molecular function: extracellular matrix structural constituent. The record is from RefSeq and is a predicted model, not a curated record. Bases 489 to 5582 code for a protein of 1697 amino acids.